UGCAUCUAAGAUGGAGAAAAUCCAGCACAGCUACGUGAACGUGAAGGGACUGAAGCUCCAUGUAGCUGAGAUUGGAAGUGGUCAGAAGGCUGUGGUUUUCUUACAUGGAUUUCCUGAAAUAUGGUAUACAUGGAGGCACCAGAUGAUUGCUGUGGCAAAUGCUGGCUACAGGGCUAUUGCCUUUGAUUUUAGAGGCUAUGGACUUUCUGAGCAUCCAGCGGAGAUUGAAAAAGCAAAGUUAUAUGACCUUGUUGAUGAAAUUGUGGGUCUUUUGGAUUCAUUAGGCAUCAGCAAGGCUUUCCUUGUUGGUAAGGACUUUGGUGCCCUCCCAGCAUAUCUUGUAGCUGCUGUCCAUCCAGAAAAAGUAGUUUCUGUCGUAACUUUAGGCAUUCCUUUCAUGCUUCCGGGUCCCUCUGCUGUCCAAAACCACCUUCUCCCAAAAGGCUUCUACAUUACUAGGUUUCAGGAGCCUGGGAGGGCAGAAGCAGAUUUUGACCGCUUUGAUGUUAAGUCAGUUAUAAGGAACAUCUACAUUCUCUUUUCUGGAAGUGAGAUACCAGUAGCAGGUGAUAAUCAGGAAAUCAUGGACUUGUUUAACCCAACUACUCCUCUGCCACCAUGGUUCUCUGAGGAAGACCUUGCAACCUAUGCAUCACUAUAUGAAAAAUCUGGAUUCAGAUUUGCAUUGCAGGUUCCAUACAGGACUCUCAAAGAUGAUGUUGGCAUAAGUGAUCCUAAAGUCACUAUUCCAGCACUGCUGAUCAUGGGUGAGAAAGAUUAUGUAUUCAAGUUUCCUGGCAUGGAGGACUACAUCCGAAGUGGGAUGGUGAAACAUUUUGUGCCAGACUUGGAAAUCAUACAUAUUCCAGAAGGAAGCCAUUUUGUGCAUGAACAAUUUCCAGAUAAGGUGAACCAGCUUAUCAUUGAGUUCCUUGACAAACAAAGUAUCUGAUUGUCUGUUGUGAGGCUGAAUAUGAUGCUUGACAAGCGAUUCUCUUGUGCUGGUGUGAUCUCUGAGCUCCUUUCUAUUUCAAUAAGUAACUUACAUAAGAACUUAUUCGAGUACAAGAUUAUUCUACAGUGAUGAACAGUCUAAAA
Molecule: messenger RNA, 1098 nt
Organism: Gastrolobium bilobum
Lineage: Eukaryota; Viridiplantae; Streptophyta; Magnoliopsida; Fabales; Fabaceae
Exons: 5
Coding region: 11-952 (313 amino acids)
Molecular function (GO): hydrolase activity
Source: RefSeq, a predicted model, not a curated record